AUGCUGUACCUCGUUGGCUUGGGUCUCUCUGACGAGACGGACAUCACCGUCAAGGGCCUCGAGGUGGUCAAGAAGGCCUCGCGCGUCUACCUGGAGGCUUACACAAGCAUUCUGCUCGUGGACCAGUCCAUCCUGGAAAACUACUAUGGACGACCGAUAAUCAUUGCCGACCGUGAGAUGGUCGAGUCAAACAGCGACGAGAUUCUCAGAGAUGCGCAAACCGAGGAUGUUGCCUUUUGCGUUGUUGGAGACCCCUUUGGAGCUACGACACACACCGACCUCGUUAUCCGAGCUCGCGAACUAUCUAUUCCUGUGCGAACCGUGCCGAACGCCUCCAUCAUGUCCGGCAUUGGAGCCUGCGGCCUUCAGCUGUACAACUUCGGACAGACCGUCUCCAUGGUCUUUUUCACCGAUAACUGGAAGCCCUCUUCAUUCUACGACAGGAUAAAGGAGAACCGCGAGAUUGGUCUGCAUACAUUGGUUCUCGUCGACAUCAAAGUCAAGGAGCAGAGCCUGGAGAAUAUGGCCCGAGGCCGACUAAUCUACGAGCCUCCGCGAUACAUGACCGUUGGACAGUGCGCGCAGCAGAUGCUCGAGAUCGAAGAGGAACGCAAGGAAGGCGUCUACACCAAGGACAGCUUGGCUAUUGGUGCUGCUCGAGUUGGAGGCAAGACGGAAAAGUUCGUCGCAGGAACACUCGAGGAGCUGUGCUCCGCGGAUGAGGAACUGGGACCGCCUCUGCACAGCCUUGUCCUGCUGGGCAGGAGGGCUCACGAGCUUGAGCGUGAUUUCGUGCGUGAAUUCGCUGUGGACAAGGAGAAGUGGAACAGGAUAUGGCAGGAGGAGUACGGAAAGCAGUGA
Molecule: messenger RNA, 861 nt
Organism: Trichoderma aggressivum f. europaeum
Lineage: Eukaryota; Fungi; Ascomycota; Sordariomycetes; Hypocreales; Hypocreaceae
Exons: 3
Coding region: 1-861 (286 amino acids)
Biological process (GO): protein histidyl modification to diphthamide
Molecular function (GO): diphthine synthase activity
Source: RefSeq, a predicted model, not a curated record